AGUUGGAGCUCUGGGGAGGGGCCCAUUGCCGAGAGACGCCCGAGGGGGGCAAAAGCUGCUGGAGGCCGGGAAUGUGGCCCCCUUUGCCUCGGCCAGGGCAGGGCAUGUCGGUCCCAUGGGUGCUGCUCCUGCUCCUUCUCCUCCUUGGCCCAGGUGGGUAAAAAGUGGGGGGGGGGAAUUCAAGGGGGAGACCUUCCCCUCCCCUGUCUCUCCCUCUGUGGGUCCCAGCUGAGGAGCUCCAGAAGUCCAUACAUGCUCAGGUCCCCAAAUCCGGUUUGUUUGUUUAUUUGUCUCCUGCCCUAUGUACUGCAUUUAUAUAUGCCACCUUUUCCUCCCCAAGGAGCUCAACAUUUACUGUAUUUUUCGCUCUAUAAGACGCACCAGACCACAAGACGCACCUAGUUUUUGGAGGAGGAAAACAAGAAAAAAAAUAUUCUGAAUCCCAGAAGCGAAAGCAGCGAUCCCUCUUGCUGUUCUGGUUUCUGGGACUGCAUUCGCUCUAUAAGACGCACACACAUUUCCUCUUACUUUUUAGGAGGGAAAAAGUGAGUCUUAUAGAGCAAAAAAUACGGUAAUCCCCACAUCAACCCUGUGAGGUAGGCUAGGCAGAUAGGCCUAAAUAGGAUCCCCCUUAAUAAAUGGAUAAACAAUCUGCUGAUACUUGCAGCUUAUAUCUUUAAUGUCUGGCAUUUUAUUAUUUUUUAUAUUUUGCUGGAAGCCGCCCAGAGUGGCUGGGAAACAAAGCCAGAUGGGUGGGGUAUAAACAACAAAACAACAACAACAACAACAAUAAUUAGACUGCUUACAGGGGUAGACUUUGUUUGGAUAAAUGUGACAAUAUUUGGAAUGAGUUUAUACAAAAUGUAGUAGGCUAUUAAUAUUUACAUUAAGGUUACCAGACGUCCCCAUUUCCCAGGACAGUCCCCGGAUUUAUAAAUCAGUCCCCAUACAAAAUCCAUUGAAGUUGAAAAGUGUCCCUGGAUUAAUUGCAAAAAAUCUGGUAACCUUAAUUUACAUGUGUAUUAGGAUAAUAUCAAAUUUAUAAAAGAAUGUAUGGAUUAGGGUAUUUUUCAUAUAUAUUCAUAUAUAUAUAUAUAUAUAUAUAUAUAUAUAUAUAUAUAUCUUUUAUCUUUCUUCUCUUCUCUUUGUAUCACUUUAUUUCUUUAAAAUUGAACCAUUUUCAAUAAAAUAUUAAUACACCCCCCCCCAAAAAGGCUAGGUUGAGAGGCAGUGGCUGGCCCCCAAAGACACACCCAGAGAGCUUCAUGACGGCCAAGUGGGAAGAUUUGAACCCAGGUCUCCCGGGUCCUAGCCCAACACUUCUAACCGCCACACCACUGCUAGCUUGUGUUGGCUCUGGAGCAGAUAAAAUAACAAACCCAAGAGUGUCUCUGAGCACCUACAGAGCGUUAUAUAAUUAAGAAAUAGGAAUGAACUGGUCCAGAGCUCCCGGCCAAUCGGGAAAGGCGUUCUGAGCAAUUUUCAGCAUCAUCUGCCCUGCCUCUCUGGCUCCGAAGGCAGUGUGCUUAUGACAAGUCUCUGAGAACACUUUUCGCCCUUUGAAAAACUGCUUUUCUUCCCAGGACUUAUGGAAGCCUCUAAAUACCUUUACUCCGAAGUGGUGAUCCCACAAACGCUCGAUCCGAAAUCUGGCUUCUCCACUAAGGUAAUUUUGCUGACACGCCACCUGCCUGAACUCAUCGAUCAAUAGCUUACCUGACCUCGUAAUACCCCAGGGGUGACUGACUGCUUUUUCGCGCGGUGCGUAGUUAAUCUGCGGAACUCCUUGCCACUGGAGACAGGGGUGGCCACCGACUUAGAUGGCUUUAAAAGGGGAUUAGGCAAAUUCAGGGCUAUCGAAGGUGACUAGCCACUAUGGCCAUGCUCUGCCUCCGCACUUUGAGGCCGUGAUGAUUCUGAGGUGAAAAGUAAGAGUAGCAGGUGUGAUUUGGGGGGAAUCAUGCUCCCAACACCUGCUCACUGCUGCUCUUUGCGAGACAGGGAUGAGGCAGGGUACCAGCAUUCAGCCCAAGCCCCUGUAUUGGGAGGAUGGCUCCAUCCCUUGCGGGCAGGGCCAGAUUGAGGUUUGAUGAGGCCCUAAGCUACUGAAGGUAAUAGGGCCCUUUAUAUGUCCAGUUGUCCUUUGUCAACAACAAAUGGUCGCUGUUUUUUGUGUUGAAUAUAUGUUGUUGUUGUUGUUUAGUCGUUUAGUCGUGUCCGACUCUUCAUGACCCCCUGGACCAGAGCACGCCAGGCACUCCUGUCUUCCACUGCCUCCCGCAGUUUGGUCAAACUCAUGCUGGUAGCUUCAAGAACACUAUCCAACCAUCUCGUCCUCCAUCAUCCCCUUCUCCUUGGGCCCUCCAUCUUUCCCAACAGGGGGUCUUCUCUUCUCAUGAGGUGGCCAAAGUAUUGGAGCCUCAGCUUCAUGAUCUGUCCUUCCAGUGAGCACUCAGGGCUGAUUUCCUUCAGAAUGGAUCGGUUUGAUCUUCUUGCAGUCCAUGGGACUCUCAAGAGUCUCCUCCAACACCAUAAUUCAAAAGCAUCAAUUAUUCGGCUAUUAGCCUUCUUUAUGGUCCAGCUCUCACUUCCAUACAUCACUACUGGGAAAACCAUAGCUUUAACUAUACGGACCUUUGUUGGCAAGGUGAUGUGUUGGAUUUAUAUGCUAGAUGGUAAUUUAUGGACCUGAUGGGUAUCUAAAGCCGUUUGCACAGGUUGCCAUGCAACCAGUCCAUGCAGAAUGUAGGCACCCUAUAUAUAGAAAGGAGCAAACCAGUGAUAUUUGAGGGAGCAGGCGAGCAGGCGGGGCCCAUGACUUACAUCCUAGGAGCCUACACAACACAAAAGACUGUUGCUCUAUGUAGGUUUUAUUUUAUUUGUUUUUUAUCUUAUAUUUUGGAAAUGUACAUCCAGUUGCUUUUUCCUUUAAAUUUUUUUGGGUCCCCAAGAGAGUGGGGCCCUAAGCUAUAGCUUGUUUAGCUUAUACUUAAAUCUAGCACUGCCCCCACCACGAUCCUGCCCUGCCCUCCAGAAUGCAGUUCCUGGCAGCAGCAGAGGACAAAGCCAGAAGGAGGCUUUUCUUUUCUUUUUUCCUGAGGAAGGUGAUCUAAAUAGCAUUCGAUAUUCUGUACUGGGCCGACCGACCAAUGCCUUGCUUCUAGAUGCUAAGGCUUCAUCUGUUGUUAAAAGCAGCAGUUCUAAAUAUGGACUCUAGGGGGCGAUAUCACACAAUGCCCAGAUGGGGGAGGACAGCAAUUCAUAACAUUCCCAAUAUCUGCAAUAAAAACCCCUUAAAGAAAGAAAAACCUCAAUCCAAAAUGAAGAACGGUUUUUGAGUGUGUAUUACUGCUUGUCUUUUAAGACUAAGAGAGGGAGCUAAAGAAUAGUAGCAAUUCUAUUAUGAAAGUAUACAGAAUAGACUCAUUAUAUCUGUAGAGGUAAAUUGUCUCAGGUUUUAACUAUAUAUAUUUCAUUUGAAUCCUUUAGAGAGAAGUGUCUUACGUAAUUAGAAUUGAAGGAUCUGACAGAACUAUUCACCUUCGACAGAAGUAAGUGGUUGAUUUUUCCAUAGCAAAAUGUCCAUAGGAACAUUCUGUUGGAAUGUUCUGUUGGAACAUUCUGGAAUGACAGGCAGAAGUGGCCAAUAAUCAGAAAUCGUUUGCUGAGUCUAGACACGGCAUUUUGCAAGUACACCCUGCGUUUCUAAUGCAAGCUUUCUAUUUGCAGAUUCUUUAUAUUUCGAAAUAUGCCUGUUUACUCCUUUAAUACAGAAGGAAAACGUCAAGUGCAGAACCCAUAUAUCCAGGUUCAUUUUAUUCAUAUUUUUAGAAGGGCAAAGAUGACAUUAAACAUGGAUUAUUUUAAUAUAUAGAGAGAGAUAGAUUUAAUAUCUGGAGUCUGGGGCCCAAGUCGGUGCCACUGGCCCUCACCUUUCUCAGUGGCUCAUGCAUUCUUUUUCUUUAGGGAAAGGGUGAUCUCCCUUUUGACUUGCGCCAUUUCAACCUUGUGCGAUUGGAAUUGUGCAAAUUAAAUGCAUGCAAAGUGGAAAGAGCUUUUAAGCUCCCUGUCCUGCUUACUGGGCAAGGCCCUCACAGCGUGUUGGCUCUGGGAGCCUGGGGACAGCCCCGCAAAGUCUCUGGCGACAUCUCACAAGAGCAGCCCAGAGCCCACGCAGUGCGCUGAUUCCAGGAGGGUGAGAAUGCUGGCGCAGGUUCAAUGCGCUUAUAUGCGCCAUCCUUGGAAUGUAAGCUCUGUGUAAGAUGGGAUCAUAAUGUAGCUCACAGUCAUUUCAGGUAGCCCCUCUCCGAUGAAAAUAGAGACCUCCUAUUCUAUUAUUAUUAUUAUUAUUAUUAUUAUUAUUAUUAUUAUUUGAUUUAUACCCCGUCCAUCUGACUGGAUUGCCCCAGCCAUUCUGGGCAGCUUUCAACCUAUGUUAAAACAUUAAACAUUUUUUUAAAAACCUUCCCUAUGCAGGGCUGCCUUCAGAUGUCUUCUAGAGAUCAUGGAGUUAUUUACAUAGCUGUCAACGUUUCCCUUUUUUAAAGGGAAAUUCCCUUAUUCUGAACAGGAUUCCUCGCAAGAAAAGGGAAAAGUUGACAGCUAUGGUUACUUAUCUCCUUGGCUCGGGGGUCAUAUAACUCCAACACCCCCACACAGACACAUUUUGAUGAAAAUAGGGACGUCCUAAGGAAAAGCAGGACAUUCAGGGAUCAAAUCAGAAACUGGGGCAGCUUCUGUAAAUCCAGGACUGUCCCUGGAAAACAGGGACACUUGCAGGGUCUGGUCUUGCCCUCGGUUUGUCUUGGGCAGUAUUCAAGCGCAGAUGCCCAAAUCUAGUGAGGGGGUGACAUGUACAUGUGGCAUUUGUGGGGCUUUUAAGCCUCUUGCUGACACCAUCCCGCAAUCGUAGCCCCAGUUGGAUAAUGGUCCGUAUUCCUGAGUAUCUGCUUGAAAGCUGAGAAGAGAAGGAGGACAGUGAUCCAUUGCAUCUCCUCCUGCUUUCAAACAAUAUUGCCAGAGAUCAGUGGGAGGACUUUGUGAAUACAGCAGCUCCCUGCUCCUCACUGUUGCUGUUGGAGCAGGAGCAAGUGUCUUUGUAACCAUCUAAUGAAAAGCAAAAAAGAAUCCCGUCCCAUCAGGUUCUUGCCAUCUCUGCCCUCUGAAUUCAACCGUAAAUUCCACCCGUUUCAUUAAUACACAAUCAGUUUGUAGGUUAGUUACGAACCACAAUGUGUGUCGGUUAGCCAAGAUUCCUGUCCUUGAGCCCUGAACUCUACCUCCACCUCUCUCUCAAAUCAGAACCAGUGAAGGUGGUGAAGGUCCUGUGUGAGUGUCUGGAGGCAGUUGGAGGAUGGAUGGCGGCUAACAGAUUGAGGUUGAAUCCUGACAAGACAGAAGUACUGUUCUUGGGGGACAGGAGGCGGCUGGGUGUGGGGGACUCCCUGGUCCUGAAUGGGGUAACUGUGCCCCUGAAGGACCAGGUGCGCAGCCUGGGAGUCAUUCUGGACUCACAGAUGUCCAUGGAGGUGCAGGUCAAUUCUGUGCCCAGGGCAGCUGUUUACCAGCUCCGUCUGGUACGCAGGCUGAGACCCUACCUGUCCACGGACUGUCUGGCCAGAGUGGUGCAUGCUCUGGUUAUCUCCCGCUUGGACUACUGCAAUGCGCUCUACGUGGGACUACCUUUGAAGAUGACCCGGAAACUGCAACUAAUCCAGAAUGCAGCAGCCAGACUGGUGACUGUGAGUGGCCGCCGAGACCAUAUAACACGAGGCUUGACAACCAUAUGUCAGGAGUGCUCUGAUGGUGUUUCCUGCUUGGCAGGGGGUUGGACUCGAUGGCCCUUGUGGUCUCUUCCAACUCUAUGAUUCUAUGAUUCUAUGAUUCUAUGAUUCUAUUAUUCUAACACCAGUCUUGAAAGACUUACACUGGCUCCCAGUAUGUUUCUGAGCACAAUUCAAAGUGUUGGUGCUGACCUUGAAAGCCCUAAAUGGCCUCAUUCCAGUAUACCUGAAGGAGCGUCUCCACCCCCAUCAUUCUGCCCGGACACUGAGGUCCAGCACCAAGGGCCUUCUGGCGGUUCCCUCACUGCGAGAAGCCAAGUUACAGGGAACCAGGCAGAGGGCCUUUUCGGUAGUGGCACCCGCCCUGUGGAACACCCUCCCACCAGAUGUCAAAGAGAACAACAACUACCUGACAUUUAGAAGACAUCUGAAGGCAGCCCUGUUUAGGGAAGCUUUUACUGUAAUGUUUAAUAGAUUAUUGUAUUUUAAUAUUCUGUUGGAAGCCACCCAGAGUGGCUGGGGAAACCCAGCCAGAUGGGCGGGGUAUAAAUAAUAUAAUAAUAAUAAUAAUAAUAAUAAUAAUAAUAAUAAUAAUAAUAAUAAUGUGGCUCCUUUGGGUAGAAGGAACCUGGUUAAUUCAGUUCUGUUCCGACCCGUUCCGAAGUACUGUUUUUGAACCUUGCAGGUUGACUGCUAUUACGGUGGAUAUGUGGAAGCCUUGCCAGACUCCAACGUCAUCCUGUCUACCUGCCAUGGGCUUUGGUAAUGUGCAUCUUCCCUAGGCGUUGAAAACUAUUGCGGCUGAUCUGGGGGUUGGGAUCUUCGUGCCUAGGCCUCUUGGACUCGUAGCCCAGCAGGCUGAAUGCAGACCCUCAUCAGACGCUCACAACUGUGUUUUUUCUUCAGUGCUCCCUAGGCAGGACAAAACCAAGGGGUUAAUCAUAGGCUGCCUAGGCUGCAAAACAGGCCUGGUGAAAUGCUUUGGCACAGGAGAUCACAAGAUCUGACCUCUCUCUUUUGCGCGCGCACACACACACACCUCCCGAGGGUUUGUGACCCAUUGACUACCCUCACCUGGUUUAUCCAGCCCAGGGCCGGAUUUAGGUUUGAUGAGGCCGUAAGCUCCUGAAGGCAGUGGGGCCCUUUAUAUGUCCAGCUGUCCUUUGUCAACCAAAAAUUGUCCCUAUUUUUUGUGUUGAAUAUAUGCUAGAUGGUAAUUUAUGGACCUAAUAGGUAUCUAAAGCCAUUUGCACAUAACAAAGUAUGUGUUUUAUCAAAGUAACUGUUGAACUGAAAUACAUCUAAGAAGUAUAUUAAUAGUGAAAUACAAUUAAGAAGAAGUAUAUUAAUAGUGAAAUCAUUAUUAAGCUCUAACUUAAAAUGAUUUUUUAUUCAUAACAAACUUAAUAAUGCAAACACAUUGGCAUUUGGCAAUAAUAAAAGUUUCUUUAGAAACACAAUUUACAGACACUCAUAAUCUACUCUCCAGAAACUUGCUAUAACAUGACAUAAUAAUAGGUGUAAAUAUAUGGUGCAAACUACUAAUAACGAUAAAUAGCAGAAUGUAGGCACCCUAUAUAUAGAAAGGAGCAAAGCAGUGAUAUUUUAGGGAGCAGGCUAGCAGACGGGGCCCAUAACGUACAUCCUAGGAGCCUACACAACACAAAACACUGUUGCUGUAUGUAGGUUUUAUUCUAUUUGUUUUUUAUCUUAUAUUAUGGGAAUAUACAUCCAGGUUUUUUCCCCUUGAAAUGUUUUGGGGGCCCUCAAGCAUGUGGGACCCUAAGCUAUAGCUUGUUUAGUUUACAUGUAAAUCCGGCACUGAGCCGGCCAGUCGAAGCCGUUCCCAGGAUUGUGGCGGCUGUGUCAUGCUGACGUGCAGGAGACGGAGGUGAGAGCUGGGAGCAGGAUGGGGAGCAAAGGUGGAUAAACUAUCCCAGUGCCUGGAAACCCUGGAAUCUCGAACUGCUCAGAAGUUAGGGUGGCAUGCAGCAAUAUUCAUCCUUAAAGAGCAGGUCGGUUUUAAGAAUUGGUGGGUAGCUGUACUGGGAGUUUUCCUUCUUUUUCUUCAUUCUGUCAUCACUCCGCUGCUCAGUCACAUCUUGUUGCUGGGGCAGAAUUCCCCUGGGAACGACCUGGAGAAAUACUUAGGGGGAAGAUGCUUCCCACAUUGCGGCUAAUGGGCAGAGCAUCUUUCGUCUCUCCAAGAAUGUCCCUUGGAACUUGUUUUUGAGCUGGGAACCAAAACUUCCACAUAGUUUCUGCCUGCCAACAAGCCUGUAUCUUUUUUCUGUCUCACGUCUCAUUGUAUUGAAAGUUGUUGUGCUUUUAUGAUGUAUCCCAUUUUUAUUCAUUAUUACAUUUCUUUCCUACCUUUCCUCAGUGGAGCUCAAGGUCUCACAAAAGCUUCUCCCUUAUCCAUUUUAUCCAUUGCAUAAAGUACAAUAAUAAUAAAAUAAGCUGCUAUUAUUAUUAUUAUUAUUAUUAUUAUUAUUAUUUAUUGGAUUCCUUGUACAGUCGUACUGUGGAAGUCGAACACAAUCUGUUCCGGAAGUCCAUUCAACUUCCAAAACAUUUGAAAACCAAAUCGCGGCUUCUGAUUGGCUGCAGGAAGCCGCAGAAGCCCCAUCGGACAUUCCGGUUCUAAAAGAACAUUUGCAAACUGGAGCAAUCACUUCUGGGUUUGCGGAAUUUGGGAGCCAAAACAUCAGAGUUCCAGGGCGCUUGGGGUCUACGGUACGACUGUAUAGCUUGCCAAACCGCUCCUAAUGAUCCUUUCAUUUUGGUUUUCAGGGGACAUAUACAGAUUGGACAAUUGCAGUAUGAGAUACAUCCUUUUGAGGGUUCCUCUACGCACCAACACUUUCUCUACCGCAUGGCCCCAGAGCAGCAGGAGCCAUGCAGAGGGAUCCCUGAUCCCCAGAAGCAGCUGCCAAGGCAUGAGAUAGAAUUUACUCCAGCCACAGUGUCCUCCGAGGAGAAGGUAAGCUUUCAUCCACUAAACCUGAGGAGUCAGUGGAAACUCUAUACCCCAGGGGUGUGGUGUUGGGCUCCAUGUUCUAAGGCAGGGUUUCCCAAACUUGAGCAUCCAGCUGUUAUGGACUACAAAUCCCAUCACUGGUCCAGAUAGCUAGGGAUGGUGGGAGUUGUAGUUUGGGAAACCCUGGUCUAAGCAGCCUCAGAUACAUGCAGUCACAUUUAUGCCUCUCCAGCGAGAAGCCCAAAUACCCGCCAUGUUUGGAUACAUCCUUUUCAUAUGCCGUAUUUUUCGCUGUAUUGUACGCACUUUUUCCCCUCCAAAAAUUGAGGGGAAAUGUGUGUGUGUCCUAUGGAACGAAUGCAGGCUCCUUGGCUUCAGCGAUAGCAACGCUAAGCCUCCGAAGCGCAGAGGGAGCGCUCCCUCCAUGCUCCAAAGGCUUCGCAUUGCUUUCGCUGAAGCCUGGAGAGUGAGAGGCGUCUGUGCGCACCGACCCCUCGCACUCUCCAGGCUUCAGGGAUAGCCGCGCAACCCCUCCGGCAGGUGGCUAUGGCUCCUUUAGCCCCGCGCAGCCUCUCCACGCAGGGAGAGGUCGCAUGGGGCUAAAGAGGAAGCCAAAACAGCCAGCGGGAUGGAUCCUGCUAGCUGCCUUGGCUUGUGCCAUAGCCGUGCGCAACCCCUCCGGCAGGGAGAGGCUGCACGGGGCUAUGGCUUCUUUAGCCUCGCAGCCUCGCCAAAACAGCAAGUGGGAUCCAUCCCGCUGGCUGCCUUGGCUUGUGCCAUAAGCACUGCAAGGCAGGGAGAGGUUGCGCCUGUACGCUGCUCUUUGGGGUUGGGGGGGAAAUAAGAUUUUUUUUCUUGAUUCCCCCCCCCCCCCUAAAAAAUAGUUGCGCCCUAUGGUCCGGUGCGCCCUAUGGAGCGAAAAAUGAUUUUCUUUCAACGUUUAACACCUUGUGAAUUUUAAAUCCCAAUUCCAUAACUUCUCCCGUGCUGUAAGUUGUAUAUUACACCCAAACCCCAGUGUUUCAUUACUCUUUCCUGAUGGACUUGACUGGGGUGGACCCAACAUUAGAUCCAUCAGAUUUGCCAGCUGCAUCUGCCGCUUCCAGCCCAAUGGAUUUCCUGCAGAAGUGGUACAAUGUCUGCAGCUCCACAUUUCUUUGAUUUGCCUCCUACAAACCCAGAGCUGUGUGCAUUUCAUUUCAGACAGAGUUCCCUGGAGCUGAUGCACCAUCCAGAUACCUCGAGUAUUUUGCUGUUUGCGACAAUUCCAUAGUAAGUGGUGAUAUCCUGUAUUCUCCGCCUGUAAGAGUUAUGCAUGUCUGUCUGCCUGCUUAGCGGCUUCCUUCAUAGAAUCAUAGAAUCAUAGAGUUGGAAGAGACCACAAGGGCCAUCGAGUCCAACCCCCUGCCAAGCAGGAAACACCAUCAGAGCACUCCUGACCUAUGGUUGUCAAGCCUCUGCUUAAAGACCUCCAAAGAAGAAGACUCCACCUUGCAGUGCUUCAAGCAUCAUAGGCUUAAGAAAGAGGGAAACCGACUUUCAGAUUAGAGGACAAGCAAUUCUCCUCACUGAUUAGCAGAUUGCAAAAGUUAAUAUAGAUGAAGAGAGCCUAAUUACUUACCCUGACUGUGGAAUUUUAUUGAAAGACAGCACCUUCCCGGAAUGCCCUGUGGUGUGGCACGUUUUGGCAGUCUUCAAAAGCAUUUAAAGAUAAAAUGCAAUAGAAUGACCGCUCCCCACAUCAAAUGGGGGGUGCCUUUUGUGUGGUCACGCGCAGCCCCCACGAUCCCAUGUGGCUCCCGGCAGUACAGCCUGGAUCUGUGCCCCACCCCAGGCUGGACACUCUGCCAGUUACCCAAUCCCAGCUGGGGAGGCGUUGCCAGGAGAGAGUUGGCCAGGUAAGGGGAGGGAUCGCCCUGCCCACACAAUAGUGGGCAGAACUUACCUGGGAGUUCUCAGUCGGCUUCAGAGCUUCUCCCACCCUGCCCUCCCUCAGUUAAGCCUUCUUUCGCAGGUUAACCUCUUCUUCACAGGUACGCGGGCGCUGCUACGCUAUGGUCGCUGUUGAAGGGCCAGAAAGGGAUUUUCCUGCAUUGGCAGGUUUUGCCUUCCCCAUAGCAAAACGUCACAACUUUGGUGGUUUCAGGCCUUGGGCGGAAUCCUUUAGUCCAGGGGUGGCCAACUCCCAAGAGACUGACAGUGAUCUAUCCCCUUUUUGAGGAUUCAAGUCAAGGUUGUUGACCUCCUUUUUUUAGGGAGGGGAAAACCCAUGCAGGGCAAAAAUGUUGAACUUUUUUUAGGGGAGCCAAACUUGUUGAGCUUCUUUGGGGGGAGCCAGUGAUCUACCAGUGAUCUACCACAGACGUCCAGUGAUCUACCGGUAGAUCACGAUCUACCUGUUGGAUGUGCCUGCUUUAGUCUAUCUCCCCUAAAUGGGGGAGGCGUGAAGCGGUGACCCACGCCCCCGCUGCGGCGUCAAUCCCAGGGUUCCCCGUUAAAGCGGUUGUUUUGAGGGGAGUCAUUGGCCAUAAGCCGAGAGGAUGUCAUUGGUCUCCCCCAUGUAGCGGCGAAUUGGGGGAUGGGCUCUCUGCUUGAACAGACUUUCUCCAGAGCCAGCCCAAUCCCCACACAUUCUGGAUAGCCCUGAUGUUCCCCAGAUCUCCAGCCGGGGACUGGGAGGAAUAAACGCCCAAUGCCUAAGCCAAAGUCUCCCUACAUCUGAAGUUUUAAUAAAGUUGUGGCCAAAAUUUUAAUCCCGUAACACGUUGUCUUGAGUCAUUAUUCCACUUGGGUGUCGCCUGGGGUUGGAGGGGGGUCAAAUGCAAUAAAGAAAGAUGUCAGCCCUAGCUUAUAAAGAACUCUUUUAUUUUAGUAUCAGCAGAAAAAGAAAAACGUGACUCAGGUGAUAUUGAUGGUGCUUCAGAUUCUAUCUGUCCUUCACAAUGUAUGUAUGUUUAUUGGAAAUUUCUGAAUAAUGUUCUGUGUCUUGCCUGGGGGAGGAAAGAGGUGAAAAGCACUAUCUUAACUUGAAGAACGGAGGACAAAGGGCACAUCGCAUGCAAAGGCAUCGUGAGACGCUCUGGUCUUUGGGGAAGAGUUUCCCUUUUGCAAAGAGGGAGAAGGGGGAUUUAUGUGUUAGCUGGAGCGAAACUUUCUUGCCGCGAUAGUCAAAUGUAAAGGGUGAUGAGCUGUGCAUAUUGCAGGUAUUAAUACUGCGCAGUUUGAAGCAACUGGAAGCAUAAGAAUUGGCUCCUUUUGGAAGAAAUCAUUGUCCUGGCCCAUAAAAACAUUAUUCAAACUUUCACUUGCAGAACUUUCUUCAUAACAGAAUUAAAACAUCAAAUAUACACCCAAAACAUCCCUACGAUGUAUUGUAUUGUGCUGUCCAGCACAGGCUCAGCAUCUUACAAUAAAAGAUAACUCCAGAAAUCAAAAUGUGUCUCUCUCCCUCAUUCCAGCUUCUUGGAGAGCCAUUAUCACAUACUUCUGUUCUCUGUCGCUUUCAGAGAAAAACUAACAAUCACAACCCUUUCAAGAAGGCGAAUUUGCAGCUCAAUGCCUUUUUCAGCUGAUUUAAGGUUACAACACUCACCUGUUAGCUAGCAGAAAACAACAGUUAAUUAUCAGCUCGGCAAGAGCUCAGAGUCUACAGUAGUUUUCUAACCACUGUGGGGCAAACCCAGUGUUAGCAAUACACAUUUAAGCAUUUUCCAUUUUAAACCUUCAUUGAUAAGGAAGCAUUUCCCCAUUUCUGUGUGAAUUAAAUCAAAUCAAAUGUCCCUGGUGUGACUUCAUUAGGUUAGACUCCUGCCACACCUUUUGCAUAAUGGGUGAGAGUCGCUCCUAAUGCACAGGGUAAGUAGAAGACAGCAGUUAUUACUGCCUUGCAGGGGGUUGGACUAGAUGACCCUUGGGGUCCCUACAAUUCUAUGAGUCUAAGAUUUAACAAGUUGCCUUGCGUGUCUCAAGCCUUGACUUGAUACACCACUUUCCUGUAGCUUGGGGAAUUUCUGUAGUCAAACUGCAACAAGACAGCUCUGCAGGGUAGCAGGUGGGAGAGACUCUGAGCACAUAAAUUGAUUGCUUUGGUGUGAACUGCCAGGGCAUCAGGCAUAGAAAUGUAUUUAAUAAUAAUAACAAUAAAUAAAUACAGUCAUACCUCAUGUUACGUUUGCUUCAGGUUGAGUGCUUUCAGGUUGCGUCCCGCGGCGACCCGGAAGUACCGGAAAGGGUUACUUCCGGGUUUCGCUGCUUGUGCAUGCGCAGACAUCAUGCGCAGAAGCAGCGAAUUGCAACCCGCACACGCGCAGACGUGGGUUGCAUUCUGCUCAUGUUGCGAACGGGCCUCUGGAAUGGAUCCCGUUCGCAACCAGAGGUACCACUGUAAAUAAAUAUUACUAAUAAUGAACAAUUGAUUGAUGGUAAUGUGUUCAAAGCACUUAACACAUGCUUUGUCUUACAACAACCCUGUAAGGUAGAUCAGCAUUAUUAUAACUGUGUGUGUCUGUCUAUAGAACCAUAGAAUUGUAGAGUUGGAAGGGGACCCUGGGGGUUGGGUCACCUAGUCCCCAUCUUUUGCGCCACAUGGGUCUUGAACCCCAUGACCCUGAGAUUAAGAGUCUCACGCUAUCUUAUGCAUGUGUCUAUAUAUAUAUUAUCAGUAUGUUUUAUAAGCACAUACUGAUUUCCUAUUUUCUGUUUUCAGAUAUAUGACGACAUAGGUCUUCACGUUGUUUUGACAGGAAUAGAGGUGUGGACAAGGCAAGAUCUGGCAGGCAGCGAUACCGGUUUGCAAGCGUUUCACAACUACGUCACCUCCGAGCUUCGGACUCAAGUCCAUUUCGACCAUGCCUCCUUAUUCACGUGAGACUCUUCCCCAUUUCCAUUGCUGGGAGUGUAUGGUCACCCUGCUUUGCCUGCCUGCUGCUGAAUAGAAUAGAAUAGAAUAGAACAGAACAGAAUUUAUUAUUUAUACCCCACCCAUCUGGCUGGGUUUCCGCAGCCACUCUGGGCAGCUUCCAGCAAGGAUUAAAAAUACAUCAAAAUGUCACACAUUAAAAGCUUCCCUGAACAGGGCUGCCUUCAGAUGUCUUCUAAAUGUCAGGUAGUUAUUUAUCACUUUGACAUCUGGUGGGAGGGCGUUCCACAGGGUGGGCACAACCACCAAGAAGGCCCUCUGCCUGGUUCCCUGUAACUUGACUUCUCGCAAUGAGGGAACUGCCAGAAGGCCCUUGGCGCUGGACCUCAGUGUCCGGGCAGAACGAUGGGGGUGGAGACACUCCUUCAGGUAUACUGGACCGAGGCUGUUUAGGGCUUUCAAGGUCAGCUCCAACACUUUGAAUUGUGCCCAGAAACGUACUGGGAGCCAAUGUAGGUCUUUCAAGACUGGUGUUAUGUGGUCUCGGCGGCCACUCCCAGUCACCAGUCUACCUGCCGCAUUCUGGAUUAAUUGCAGUUUCCUGGUCCCCUUCAAAGGUAGCCCCACAUAGAGCACAUUGCAGUAGUCCAAGCGAGAGAUAACCAGAGCAUGCACCACUCUGGAGAGACAGUCUGCGGGCAGGUAGGGUCUCAUCCUGCACACCAGAUGGAGCUGAUAAACAGCUGCCCUGGACACAGAAUUGACCUGCGCCUCCAUGGACAGCUGUGAGUCCAAAAUGACUCCCAGGCUGCGCACCUGGUCCUUCAGGGGCACAGUUACCCCAUUCAGGACCAGGGAGUCCUCCACACCUGCCCGCCCCCUGUCCCCCAAGAAAUAUCAACAAAUGUUAUCUGUCCUUGCCCCUAUAAUUUAAGGAUCCAGUUAUGCCCUGAAUUUUGACAUCUUCUCUUUUCUAGGGCUGUGGGUCAACAUAAUUCCUUUGGGAACUCGUGGGAAGAACGUUUUUGUCUUCAGGAUCAUGUCUCAGUUUCUUCUGUCAGAGUAAGUGGUGUGGUACAUUAUUUGAUGUGACCUUGCCAGUCCCUGGUCCCUUUAAUUCACAUGUUUUUAUACACUAGCGUUAAGCUAUGAUGCCUAUUUAUUUGUACCCUACUUUUCAGCCAGAGCACCCUCCCUCAGACUCCCUCCAGAGCAGUUUACGUGAAAUCCAAACAAGACAGGCUUACAUUCUAAUAAACAAAGAAUGAAAUUAAUAAAAACACAAUACACAGGGUGAAGGGGACAAGGAGGGAAGGGGGAAAUUAAACUCAAAAUUCCAGCACCAGUUUCUAGACAGUUGUUCCUAUAUUGACCAGCUGCUUGGGGCUUCUCUGUACAGUGGUACUUCAGGUUAAGAACUUAAUUCGUUCUUGAGGUCCGUACUUAACCUGAAACUGUUCUUAACCUGAAGCACCACUUUAGCUAAUGGGGCCUCCUGCUGCUGCCGCGCCACUGGAGCACGAUUUCUGUUCUCAUCCUGAAGCAAAGUUCUUAACCCGAGGUACUAUUUCUGGGUUAGCGGAGUCUGUAACCUGAAGCGUAUGUAACCUGAAGCGUCUGUAACCCGAGGUACCACUGUAUACUACUUUUUAAAUUAAUAGGUUUUCAGUGAUGCUCCAUAGUAGUCUGAAAUAAUAAUAAUAAUGACAAGACCAACAGUACAAAAUACCAGCUGAAGAGAAUGAAACCGUAUGACCAUUGGAUACUGAAAAAUCAGACCUUUGUUUUACGACUCAACGUUUUAUCUAUUUCCUCCAAUUUCUGUAUACAAGUCACAACAUGGUGAUGGACUUCUUUGAUUUUCCCUGUGAUAACAUUUAUAUCGAAAAUGUAAGAAAAGCCCUGCUGGAUCAGGCCAGUGGCCCAUCUAGUCCAGCAUUCUGUUCUCACGAGGGUCAACCAGAUGUCUACCCAUAAGUAGGACCCGAGUACAACAACACUCUCUGCUUCAUACUGGCUGCCUUGCAGAACAUCCUGGGGAGAAGAAAGGGCUCAAGAGUUAACCCUGCCUAAACCUGGAGCUGCUGUUUUGCCGCUUUAUCGUGCAACCCAAAAUGGGUUGUUGUUUUUUUGCAAAAAGCUUUGGAUAAUCUACUCCCCCUGCAGAACCACAAUUCGCAGGCAAUCCUGUGCACUCCUGCAUUCUCAAAAAGGUUUCCUUGUUUUAUUUUUUAUUGAAUACAGCAAGAAAAGAAAACACAGAUACAGAAUUACACACAGGAAUAACAAUAAACACAAAAUUUUCUUAACAAACAAUAAAACACAAUAGACCCGACCUCCCGUCUAUUCCUUAUUUCAAUUUCAUAUUACUUAUUGCCAAUACACACUUUUAUCACCAUUUAACUUUUUCUUACUAUAUCUUAGCUCUUAUGUCUAACUUGCAACUGUUACUGAAGUUCCUCAAAUGCUGUGCAUUCCCCGAAAGGUUUCAAUCGCCUUUGGGCUCAAUUCCCUGUCCUUCUUUUUCCUCCCCUGCAUACAGACAUCCUUGUCUUUAACAAAUGACGGCGUAUCAGCCGCCCAUCAGCUGGGCCACGCGGUUUUUGGCUUUGUCCAUGACGACCUUCCAGAGCUUAAAGGCAGAAGGUGUGACUGCACCUGCACCUCGGAGCGUGGCCGCUGCGUCAUGCAUUCAGCCGUUGCGUAAGUAGGGGGUCAGUGCUCCUUCGACCGCUGUAGUUUUGACUCUGGAAAUAAAGCAUCUUUGUUGGUUAUAUUCUUGGUCACUGCCCAAGUCAGCCUUGAAAAGCUGUUGGCGGACAAAAGCACCGCACUCUAUAGCCAAAUUAGACUGGACGUAACUGUCCAGGCGUCCUUUAACUUGACCAGUCAACCCCCCCUUCAGACAUAUUUAUUUUUGGGGGGGAAGCACGACCCAAUGAUUUCAGUUGAACUGAUUGGUAACUGGGACUGACCAAUAUGAUCAUAUCACACCAGUCUGUUUCCAAAGCUGGUCUUAACCUUGAAUGUUUUGGGUCCACAUUCCCUGAAGGAUUGUCCCAUAUAUACCUGUUUGAGUCUCAAGAUCACCUCCAGAGCCUCUUCUCCACCAGAUGAUAAUAAUAAUAAUAAUAAUAAUAAUAAUAAUAAUAAUAAUAAUAAUAAUACAAUUUAUUUAUACCAUGCCCUCCCCAGCCAAGACAAGACUGGGCUCAGGGCGGCUAACACCAGGUGUUAAAACAAUUGAUUAAAGUACAACUAAGAACAAGAGUGUUCCACCAGGCCAGAGCCAGUGUUGAAAAGACCCUGGCCCUGGUUGAGGCUAAUUUGACUUCCUUAGGGCCCGGGACCUCUAGGGUGUUGCUAUUUAUGGACCUUAAGGUCCUCCACGGGGCAUACCAGGAGAGGCGACCCCAUAGGUACGAGGGUCCUAGCCGUGAUGAGGUGGGGCAGAUGCCACAGGGAGAGAUCCUUCUUGGUGGUGGCCCCCAGGUUGUGGAAUUCCCUCCCCAACGAGGUAUUUUCAGGAACAGGCAAGUGUCCUUUUCAUUUCCCCAGGCUUAAGUUAUUUUUAUGCCCUUUGCGCCAUUCUUUUCCAUUGCCUAUUUUAUUCUCAGGCUCUUUUAAUCAUUUUGGAUUGUAUGGCCGCGUUCCAUUUUACAUGCUGCAAUUUUAACUUUCAUUUGUCAAGCACCCAGGAAGCCUUUUUGUUUGUUUGUUAACGAGCAGCGUGGAAAUAAAAAGUAAAAUAAAAGGACUGCUGUUCUGCUAACAGUUUGUUGUCUUUUAUUGCAGAGGGUGUCACCGAUUUAGUAACUGCAGCAAAAAUGCAUAUUACGAAUUCCUAGCAAACCGGGGGAAAUUUUGUUUGCUGAAUCUGCCUAGGGACUCAUUUGAAAGCUACUCUGAGAAUACAUUUAACAUAAAGAUGUGCGGAAACGGAGUGGUGGAAGGCGAGGAAGAAUGUGACUGUGGUAGGCCUGAGGUUAGAGGGUGUUAUUAAAUAUAUAUGUUUUCUGCCUUGACGGGCAUGGAGUUUCCUUGCUUUUUAAUUUGCCCUAAGGUUCUUGCAUCCUGUUUUGUUAGCAAAUUAACAACUCCUUUCGUUAAAACAUGAACUUAACUUUGCUUCCCAGGCACAUUAUCUCCAGUUUAAUUCUCAUUUUAAAAUCCCAAAUCCCGGAAUACAUCCCGGGGAGCAUAUAGAUUGAAUGUGUCUUCUCUGGUUAAGAAUCCCCUGGUGACUUGAUGGCAGAUUAGAACUUAGAAUACAUUUUGGCUACUGUUGAUUUUAAUCAUUUUUGGAAUAUUAAUGCUUUGUUUUAUAUUUUUGGCAAGGAGGAGUUGUUCAUUUACAAUCAAGCAGUAUAAUAAAUUUUGUAAAAUGAUCUCCACAUCCACAAAUCAGAAUGAAUGCCCACUAAACAGCAAACGUAGUAGAAUCUCCCUACAAACUUUGUCCAAACCAACUGAGAUGAAUGCUCACAAGUAUCUCCUGUUUUUCUGUUUCACAAACCAAUGCACAGAAUGAUAAAGGUUUUUUUAAAAUUUAUAGAGAGUGGUACCUUGGUUCUCAAACUUAAUCUGUUCCGGAAGUCCAUUCCAAAACCAAAGCGUUCCAAAACCAAGGCACUCUUUCCUAUAGAAAGUAAUGCAAAACGGAUUAAUCUGUUCCAGACUUUUAAAAACUACCCCUAAAACGGCAAUUUAACAUGAAUUUUACUACCUAACAAGACCAUUGAUCCAUAAAAUGAAAGCAAUAAUCAUUUUACUGUACUAUAAAAUAAAUAAGACAGUAUUGUAGAUAAUAAAAAUAAAAUCCCCCCCCCACCUUACUUGCACUGAUGAUAGUCAUUUUUUGUAUGGGGGGCUUUUAUCCAUUUCCACAAUCACACAAUCACACACAGUCAGCUGAACUGGGUUCCACACAGUCACAAAAACAAAUUACCAAAAAAGCCUCAAAAACAAAAACGCAAAAUAAAUAGCAAAAACAAAAGCGCAAAAUACAGUGGUACCUUGGUUCUCGAACUUAAUCCGUUCCGGGAGUCCGUUUGACUUCGGAAAUGUUCGAAAACCAAGUCGCGGCUUCCGAUUGGUGCAGGUGCCCCGGAAACAACAGCUGCAUCGAAUGCUCGGCUUCCGAAAAACAUUCGAAACCCGGAACACUGACUUCCAGGUUUUUGGCAUUUGGGAACCAAGGCGUUUGAGUACCAAGGCAUUUGAGAACCAAGGUACCACUGUAUUUAAAAACUGGCAGGAUGAAAGCGUGGGUGAGACGGGAGACUCUGUAAUUUUCUUUUUUUUUUUCUUGGAAAAGGAUCUAAAAGAACUGCAGGACGUUGCUUCACUAUCGGAAAGCAGAGUACAAGAACUGAAAAGGCUGGAGGUAAGUUGUGGCUAAAACCAACUGCCCUUUGUCACUGUCAUUCAAGAGCACUGCUCUGGCCCCAAGGAGCCUGCACAGAUCCUGCAAAGUCUAAUGUAGAUCUUCCCGUUGUUGUACGGCGAGUGGCCCACUGGGAGUGAGGGUUGAAGGCAGCUGGAAGUUGAGCUGACACAACUAAAACGAUCUAAAAUGUAUAAGAACAUUUCAAGUAACUGCUGGAGAUGUGGGGAAGCGGAAGGCUCAAUGCUACACACCGUAUUUUUCGCUCCAUAAGACGCACCUAGUUUUUAGAGGAGGAAAACAAGGGGGGGGGGAUUCUGAACGAAACAGUGGAUGUAUGAUUUUUGUGGUUCAUGCUGUGGCCACAGACAUGUGAUCUGAUGGUGAAUUUGGGGUGACCCAAUGCAAAAAUCCUGAGGAUCCAUGUGGAUCCGUGCUUUGUAACCACGUUUUUGCGAUAUUGCGGCCCCACGCAACAGUGGGUGCGUAAUUUUUUUGCUGCAGGCUGUAGCCAUGGACAUGCUAUGUGAUCUGAUGGUGAAUUUGGUGUGACCCAAUGCAAAAAUCCUGAGGAUCCAUGGGCUUUUACCUCCCCUCUCCCAGGCAGCCUCCGCUAGGUCCCUUAUCUCUCUUCCGAUCCCACCGAUCAGCUGCUUCCUUUCAACACCCCCUUCCCUCUUGUUUGCCUUAGUGUCUUUUCCUUAGCUGGAGCAGUUUUUUGCUCCUCCUUUUCUUCUAAUUUCUCUCCUCAUUGCUUUAGUCUUCUUGUUUCCCCCAUUUGCAAGUUUUCUGUCUUUACCUCCCCUCUCCCAGGCAGCCUUCUUUAUUGCUAUCAUCCCUUAUCUCUCUCCCCGAUCGCUUUGUUUCAACACCCACUUCCCUCUUUCAAAAAAAGAGAGCAUGAUCUGCUUUUCACCCCUGGGCAAUUUGGCUCCAGGGACUACGCAUUCGCUCCAUAAGACGCACAGACAUUUUCCCUUACUUUUUAGGAAGAAAAGAGUGUGUCUUAUGGAGUGAAAAUUACGGUAUGUGGUGGACCUGUAAGAAAAUAAACGAAUUUUGGGAUGUAAUUUAUAAUGAACUCAAAAGAAUGAUUAAGGUAUCUUUCAUUUUAAAACCCCCCGGAUGUUUUCCUCCUGGGGUACUAGGCCCAGAUAUACCUAAAAACUCGAGAGAAAUAUUCUUGUAUGCCAUGAUAGCUGCAAGAAUAUCAAUUGCUACAAAUUGGAAAGGAGAGAAAAUGUCGACAAAGCUGGAGUGGCAAAAUAAACUGUUGAAAUAUGCAGAAAAAUAUGCAGAAAAACUGAGAGGUCACACUGACCAAACAUUUAUUAGGAAAUGGGACAUGUACAAAAAAAAAUACCUUAAGGAUUACUGUAAUAACAUGACGUCAGUGGCAGCCCUUGAAUGACUUCUGUGGUAUGAUGGAUAAUGGUAGGAGAAUAUAAUACUGAUGAAACUUAACAAGAGAAAACGAAAUUAAAUAGUGCGCUAGAUAGACUAAGAGGUAGGCGCAUGAUGGGGUGGCGGGAAGUCGUUAGAAGUUCAAGAAGAACGUAUUGUGAUGUGAUGUAACAAAUAUUACCAUUUUCUUUUCUUUCUUCUGGAUAACCCUUUUGUUUGUUACUUCUUUUUAAUCUCAAUGAACCAUAUGUGUGUGUGUGUGUGUGAAUGAAGUUGAGCGUGAGGCUCUGAGAUCAGAGGUUUGCAGAGAGUGGUACCCUCUUCCAUCCCGCCAGUUUUCCCUCCAUAGGGUGCCACAGGGGGUGGGGGGUGUGUCCUUCUGUGGGGCUCUUCCUGAGGAAGCUUUCACAUUGACCCAAUGCAAGUAGCAGUGUCAGGGAAGCGACUCUCAACUGCCAAGGGAGAUAGCUCCGUCUCCAAGGCCAAGGAAGGGGUCAGCCCUUUGUCAGGACAGGGAAGGGAAGAGUCACAAAUGUGGAUUUGAGAGAGGAAGAAGAGUCAUGGCGGUCGGACAUUGCCCCUGACCAUUGGUCAUGCUGGCUGCAGCAUUCUCUGCUGGGCACCAGCUUGGCCUGGUCUGGUCUAGGCUUUAAACACAUAGGACCAUAGAAUUGCUGAGUUGGAAGGGACCCCAAGGGUCAUCCAGCCCAACCCCCUGCAACGGGAAGUGCAGGAACGUCAGCCUUUGAAGAAGGCACCACCACCAUCCCAGCAGCAAAAUGGCCUCAGUACACCAGGCAGCAGUUCAACAGGUGGGUGGAGAGGCCCGUGGGGUCAUUUUUGCCCCUGCUGCCUACUGGGAGGUGGGGGGGGCACAUGGAUGAGACUGCCCAUUGAGCUUCCAUCCUGACAAAGCCUCAUCCAUCCUUUCCUGGUGCCCAAAGGCACCACAUGGUUACGAAGAGUAGGGCUGGGCAACAUGUCGAUAUAUCGUCCAAAACCGGUUUGAAGUCCAUAUUGUGAUCUUGGUCUCAUGGUUUUUGACCGGGCCAUGUAUCGCGGAUCACGAUAUGGGUGUGUGCGCGAUGCAAAAAUCACAAUGCUUCUCUCGAUUCCUGCAGCCUCUGUUAACUCUCCCCUGCCUCCUGCCCCACAAGAGGCUCCUUCGUUUGAGCCUAGCUUUGACAGCUCCUUCAUGCGCAGCUACUGCUUCCACUCCCAGGUCAGGUCUGGGGGGGGGGGCGAAGAGAAGGAGGAGAGGAACAGCUCUGGAAGGUGGUUUAGGUCCAAGAAGCUGUUAACUAGCCUGCAAUCUUUUCUGACAGGAGUGCCAGAAAAAUGAUUGCUGCCAAGAGGAUUGCAGGUGGAAACCAAACGCAGUGUGUACUCACGGACUCUGCUGUGACAACUGCAAGGUAAGAUCGCCACAGCAGCUGCCAUUGGCCUCUGGUUUGGUGCUUAAAAUCCUUACUCUCUGGGUCUGUCGAACCUCCAGCAAACGCCUUGGUGACAUCCUUGUGCAGAUAGUUAUCUUAACCUCACGAUGCCUUUCGCUGCUUAUUUGCACUAGAUAAUGCACGUGGUCUCUUCGGGUCUAAUUUCUUCUCCAUCUUGAGUUGGGGAAGGCCGAACAAACGCUAAAUUAUCUGCAUAUAUGCCUUUCUUAUUUAGCGCCCCUCAAUACUUACCCAUCCUCAUUUUAUUUUAUGAGUACAUCCACUGCAGCACCAUUUUACAGACAAAAUGCGCUCAUCGUAGGCAAUAUAAUUUUUAAGAGCCUUGUUUUUUGACAGUUUGCAAGUCCAACACUGUCAGCCAGGAAGGAACUUGCUGAGCUAGAGAACCCAGGUUUGCAUAGAUCUGUUUGUAUAUCCCACACUGAUACACUUUCCUCUUAUUUGCAUGAUUAUCUGUAUUUAUUUGCAAAGUUGGGCUCUGGCAGAUUGAGCGGACUAGAGUGGGUCCAACGGCCAAGAAGGCAGUUUCUGCACGAGAUGAAGAGGGAAUACAUGGGCAGAUGGGGCUCGUCCACCUGGGAAGGGAGGCUAAGAAGGAAAACUCUGAUCCUAAACCUCCGCUGCCUUGCGGGACAUCGUCAGAAGAAGAAAAGCCUAAGGAACAAGCCCUACACAAAUCCAGAAUGAUACGAUACGAUACGAUACGAUACAAUAAUCUUUAUUGUCAUUGUCCCAUACAGAACAACAAAAUUGAAAAAAUCUACAUCAGACAUUCAAAAACCCACAAGCCUGCUAUCCCAGCCUGGUUAGCCCCCUAAAAACUCUGAUACUCCAUAAUUAAAUACAAUAUACUCCCAUAGAGACCACCUUACACUGCGUUUAAAACCAAAAUCACAUUUGGGUAGAAAUUGUUUCUCAAGCGGCUAGUCCUAGUCUUUAUAACCCUGGACCUUCUUCCAGAAGGCAGAAGCUGAAAGAGAUCAUUUCCGGGGUGCGCACUAUCCUGCGCUAUCUCUGCAGCUUUCUUACGGCACCUGGAAGCAUUGAUUUGAUCCAAGGUGGGAAGAGUGCACCCAAUUAUUCUCUCCACAGUCUUUACAACCAUGGAUAGCAUUGGUUUUUCCCUGGCCGUGCAGCUCCCAAACCACACACACAGACCAUAAGUUAAUACACUCUCCACAAUACAGUGGUAAAAUGCCACCAACAGGUCCUUUGAGAGUCCCUAAGACAGCUGGAUGGCACCUUGUACGCCUCCUUCCAGCAACUCCUGCACCAGGAUGGUGCCCAACGUCUUGCUCUGCUUUCCUUUCGACCCCAUCAGUGAGGACGAGGGGUGGGGGGUCUUGUCGUCUGGGCAGCCCAGGACCUCCAGACACACAGCCCAGGCAGCAAAAACAAAGCGGGAGGCCGCAGCUACAAGUUACUGGCCUCUGCGGCCACAGCAGACGCUGUGAUUCCCCAGCAGUUUGGCUUCCCCUCCAGAGGCGCACUCCAUGUCUCUCAAGGUAGACAGAUGCCAGGAACAUUUUAUUCCACGUCUUGUCUGUUAUGUGCAUAUUUCCAUGUGGUGUUAAAAAAGCCAGAGCUUGUUGUAUGUAGGCAGUCAAUAAUUUGAACAGUAAUAGCAAUAAUAAUAAUAAUAAUAAUAAUAAUAAUAAUAAUAAUAAAUGUUUCUGCAUCCUCUGAGAAAGCAGCCACAUUGUGGGGUUUGGUUCUUGUUUCCAACAGAUUGUCACCGAAGGGAAAGAAUGCAGGGAAGCGGCUUCUGAAUGUGAUUUCCCCGAAUACUGCAAUGGGGUUUCCUCCAAAUGCCCCCCGGAUGUGUACAAGCAAAACGGGAUGCCGUGCGGCACCAAUGACAUCUGCUAUUCGGGGAAAUGCUUCAAUGCUCACCAGCAGUGUGAAGAAAUCUUUGGCAAAGGCAAGGCUCACAUGAUUUAAUACAAAAUAGCUAGCAGCUUUGUGUCACCCUGUAUAGAGUGUCCCUAAAUGUGCCUUUUCGGUUUCUCAGUUUUCCAGUCUUCGGGUCUCCACAUUUCCACUUCAGCUUGUGAAGAAUUAUUAUUAUUAUUAUUAUUAUUAUUAUUAUUAUUAUUAUUAUUUCCAGGUCCUCGUGAAACUUAAUCAGCAUUUCAGAGCUACUUUCUUCUAAUAUACAUUUUUGCAAAGUAAUUUCCCUUAGUAUAAUGCAGUUUUGCAUAUUUUGGCUAAUUUUUAUGCACACUUUGCCAGAGCAUAUGCAUUUUCUCCUCCUUGGUGGGAAAAGUGCACUGCAACCUCCAGAGAGGUGUGAGUUUUGAUGGAUGGUUGUGUUUCAGUUUGCUCUCUUUUCAGAAAGUGUGAUUUGGGUAGGUUCACAUUUAAGGGCAAACUGGACUUUAAGGAACUUCUACCCCAUCUCCACCUCUGUGAUCAGGAAUUUGUGAGUCUUCUCCUAGGAGGGACAAAUGCUAUAUCAAUAAGGUUCCCUCUGGCAACCUCACACUGAAUUUCUUGCUCGCGAAUCUUUCCCUCUCAUGCACAAAUCAACAAAUACUGAAACUGCCUGGGACCAGCCUUCGUGCUUACCAGCUCCUUCAGCCACUGGCUGAGCUGCUGCGAUGACACAGAUUGUACACAUACUAUUCUAGCUGCAUGGAGGAAACUGCCGCAGUAGAACUUUCAGCUAACUUGGCUAUGCUUUUGGGAGGACCUUUGGGGUUUCUUAAAUUGUUAUGGAUGGGAGAGAGACAUUCCACCCAAGUCCUUAAAGGAAUCUGGUUGUAACUUACCCAAAUCAUGCAAGUGGUAUAGAACCCAUAUGCACCUCUGAUGCACAUGAUGACCAAUACUCUUCCAUGGUAAAAAGGUAAAGGUAAAGGGACCCUGACCAUUAGGUCCAGUCGCGGACGACUCUGGGGUUGCGGCGCUUAUCUCGCUUUAUUGGCCGAGGGAGCCGGUUUACAGCUUCCGGGUCCUGUGGCCAGCAUGAUUAAGCCGCUUCUGGCGAACCAGAGCAGUGCACAGAAAUGCCGUUUACCUUCCCGCCAGAGUGGUACCUAUUUAUAUACUUGCACUUUGACGUGCUUUUGAACUGCUAGGUUGGCAGGAGUAGGGACCGAGCAAUGGAAGCGCUCCCCGUCACAGGGAUUUGAACCACCGACCUUCUGAUUAGAAAGCCCUAGGCUCAGUGGUUUAGACCACAGCGCCACCCGCAUUGCCAUAUUUCAGAAGGUGAACGUUGUUGCGCUUUUCCUGCAAAAUCUCAAAAGUUCUUGAGCUAUUUUUAAUGAAAUUCACCAAAAAAACCCUACACUUUCCGGCCGGAUGCUGUUUGCGAGGUCCAAAUAUCGGCUAUGUCUGGAUGUGUGGCAACCCUACGGUGGAGGCUAUUGCCCAAGGAGGGUUGUUUGGGACUUCAAUCUGAUGUUCAGGACGUCAAGCUGCAAUUAUGUCCCAAAUUUCAAUAUCUUAAGUCUGUUGACUUCGGUGGGUCUGCUUUUGGCUAUCACCGUGUACCUGCUAGAGAUGUGAUGCGAAAGAAAAGAGGCCAACCAUUUUAAGAGCUAGCCAUUUUAAUAAAUUCAGAUUAUUUGGGUGGGGUGGGGGGAUGCUUUCCUUGUCUUAUUUGUGAACGUACACACACUUUGCUCCUGACAGAUGCCCUCUUUCCCCCUCUUUUCUCUGUCUCCUCUCUCUCCCAAAUCCAAAGGUGCAAAAAGUGCUCCGCUGAGUUGCUACAAAAAAGUCAACGUGAGAGGAGAUCGGAUUGGCAACUGCGGCAGGAAUAAAUUUGGGUACAAGAAAUGCAAAGAAGAGUAGGUUCUACCUGGGGGCAGGGGUCCAACCUGAUGAGUCCGAUGCAAAGGGGGCGAUUGAUCAGUGGCAUAGCAUGUGUUGCCAGUGCCCGGGGUGAGACAAGGAUUGCGCUCCCUAACCUUCUUGGGGGGCGUCACAUGGGAGGCAACAGGUAGACUUUGCUGUGCCCCUGUGGCGGUCGCUUGCCAGUCGCUGUGUUCGCCCUCUCAGCUCGGCAAGCUCCUGGCUGGUUCUGCCACAGCUGUGGCAUAUAUGCAUAUAGCUUUCAUUUUAUCAGAGUUUAUUUUCUGAAAGAUUCUUUUUUAGCUGUUCUUGGUUUUAUCUGUUAGCUGCCUGAGUCCCUGUCAGGGAAAAAAGGAGGGGUAAAAACAAAUAUAUACAUGAGAACUUUUUUUAUCCCCUCUCAGAUUUAAUACAGUUAGCAAGAAAAAGGCAUACUCAUACAUUCAAGUUAUACAGCGUAUGAAAUAAGGGGUGGAGGAAGUUACUAGGAAGAUCGUGCAUGGAAAAUAUUGACUCCAAGUGGCCAGUGGUCUUAAAUUAAGGCACGACUCCUCUAGGAAGUUUACUAGAGAAAUCUAACUGUAGCUGCUUAUUGUUUUUUGGAAUUUCAUGUUUUUACUCAGUUUUAGGACCCAGAUUCUUGGCAACAGAUAUAUCCAUCUUAAGGGGACUGGAUUUUUUCCACUUAAACCAUGAAGAUGGAACCAUUCUGAAAAUAAGUCAUUAACCUUUAAAAACACAUCAUCGUCAUCGACCCUUUCCUUAGGAUGACCUUGAAAGUUCAGGGUCCAUUUCUCCUGGUACAGAGCCACUGCUGUCCCUGAAGAGCUGAUAAAAGUUCCUCAUGCAGAAUAUCUAAAUUAGUGGUUCUUAUUAACCUGAGUAGCACUGAACUAAAAACAAAAGAGGAAAGUAAAUGGGUAAAAUUGAUGGUAACUGCAGCCAGAGAGGUUAUAGCGAGUAAUUGGGAAAAUGCAGAAGAGCUAGGGUUGAACCAAUGGAGGAAAAAAUGGAAUAAUAUUAUAAUUUUAGAAUAUCUGUCAGAGCUGGCUCCAGGUCCCAGCUCACAGAGGACCAACGCUAGCCGGCAGUAAUGUACAAAAGUCUUUAUUGAAGUACAGUUUCCAUUUUCAAGCCGCAGCGCCCCAGCUCUACGUCUAGGGGUUAGAUCGGCGAAGCUCCAUCUGAGUCUCCGCCCCGUUUACACCAGUUUAAGAUUCUAGCCUUACUCCACCUCUUACGUCUCUCCUUUCUCCUCUGGGUCCUGCUACCCCCGGGUCCCUUCCUUCCUGGAUUCUUCUGACGCUGACCCCCUGACUCCUCCCCUCUUUUCGGCGGGCUUUGGGACCUGGCUCCCUAUCCGGGCUGCCAACUGCGCCGCCCUCCUGUACAUUUGAACUUUGCGCGCGCGCCCAGCCUUCAACCUUCCUCUCGACCGUUUCCUCGCUCCCCGAUGGAGGCGUGGCCAAUCCUGACUCAUGUCCUCCCACUGGCAGUGCGCCGCCUGAUCCCGAUGCCUGGGACCCCUCCCCCCUACUGCACUCUGGUGUGGACGCUGGUCCUGAUUUCCAACUGCUGCUCUCUGAGUCCCCUCUGGCCCCUUCUUCCUGGGGUGUCCCCAUCGGCACACCCCUUGCUCUGACCAAGGGAGCCCCUUUCUGUGAAUCUUCCGAUUCGCUGGAAAGACUCAGAGACCUCGGACCGCUGUCAUCGCUAACAUUUCCUUCGGACUCCUCCCCCUCGCUCUCUAUUUCCUCCCUUUCCUGUGCCUCUGCUCCUGAACCCCUGACAAUAUCUAACUGUGAAGAUACAUAAAAUGAAAGGGUUUAAGGUCAGUGAGAAAGAGGAGGAUUGGUUCGAGAAGAUAUUGAAUUAUUUGGGUAGAUUUGAACAAUUAGGGGCAAUUAAAAUGUUAAAAGUUAAAUAAACCUUGUGGAGGGAGGAGUGUUAAUGUAUAUAGAAUUGUACAUAUGGUUGAUUUGAAUAUGUUAUUAUUGAUUAUGUAUACCCAAUGUAUCAGCCGCCUGGGGGGGUUCACUGUUUGUGUUUUGCCCUUAGUGAGAUUAACAAGCCAGGUUGAAUUUGGCGACAAGGCAUCCCGGGACGGUCACUCUGAGUGGAGAAGGAGCUGUAUGUACUCUCUCGUUCCCUUCUCACUUUUCAUUGCAGAGAUGUCCUUUGCGGAAGGAUCCAGUGCAUCAACAUCAACAAAAUCCCAAGAUUUGCAGCCGAACAAUCUGUAGUUCAGACUCCCACGGACAAUCUCUUGUGUUGGGGCAUAGUUUCCCACAAAGGGGAUGACAUGCAUGACGCUGGAGCGAUAGCAGACGGAUCAGUGUGUGGGGACAACAAGGUGACGUCGGUUACCUCUGAGCAGGGCUGAAGGGGCAAGUCCUGGAGGGUUUAGGGCAUGGGUAGGCAAACUAAGGCCCAGGGGCUGGAUCUGGCCCAAUUGCCUUCUAAAUCUGGCCUGCGGACAGUCCGGGAAUCAGCGUGUUUUUACAUGAGUAGAAUGUGUCCUUUUAUUUAAAAUGCAUGUCUGGGUUAUUUGUGGGGCCUGCCUGGUGUUUUUAUAUGAGUAGAAUGUGUGCUUUUAUUUAAAAUGCAUCUCUGGGUUAUUUGUGGGGUAUAGGAAUUUGUUCAUAUUUUUUUUCCAAAAUAUAGUCCGGCCCCCCACAAGGUCUGAGGGCCCGUGCUCCGACGUAAAUCAGCGACCCGGACUUCAGAAGCCAGGGCACGCUAUUAGCCGAGUGUACUGCGCACACAGAAUUGGCAUGAGGCUUGUGAAGUCAUACUUUAACUACAGAUUUAUUAAACAUAAAUCAGAACAAAGAAACAUGUCGUCUCUCCCUCAUGUCGUCUCAGAGAGAACAGCAAAAGCAAAAGCUAUACACAAGCGGAAGUUCCCAGCAUACUAUGCUGGAAUGUAAACAGACACACAACAAUCUCAUGCCUGUUCCUUAAGGUGGAAUGGAAAUGUCAACACAACCAUCUGCCACAGGAUGCAUCUGCUCAGCAGUUUUCUGGAUGUCUGCAAAAGUAGAAGAAAUCGGGCUUUCCUGCUGCCCAUUAACACAUUGAUAUAUCCUUUUUCCUAGAUAUGCAUAAAAAGAGAAUGCGUUGACCUGAAAGUUCUGAAUUAUGAUUGCAAUUUCACAAGAUGUAACAACCAGGGGGUAAGUAUCAUAGGAGCACAGAAUCGUAGAGUUGGAAGGGACCCCAAUGCAGGAAUCUCAGCUAAAGCAUCCAUGACAGAUGGCCAUCUUGUUGUUGUUUAGUCGUUUAGUCGUGUUCGACUCUUCGUGACCCCAUGGACCAGAGCACCAGAUGGCCAUCUAGCCUCCGCUUAAAAACCUCCAAGGAAGGAGAGUCCACAACCUUCGGAGGGAGUCCGUUCCAAAUAAGCUGACUUUCCAGAGUUGGAUGAUGGCAUUUGUGAGUUGCCUUCCAAACCGGCGAUUCUUUACCCAAGGCAAUGGGUGGCAUUCAAAGAGAAGCAUGACCCAAACAAAAAAAAAUCCCUGAACAGUUUGGGGGCAGGGGACAUAUAGAAUCAAAGAAUUGGAAGGGACCCCCCAGGGUUAUCUACUCUGCCCCCGGCAAGGCAGGAAUCUCAAGGGGAUUCCCUCUUACAACGCACAUGAAACAGAAGUUACAUGUAGAAAUAUCUAGUUCUUUUUUGCUGCCGAAAUGCAAAGAUACAAAGAAGGCUAUAACGUCUUGAGAAGCGGCAGGCUAAAAGUUGAAGGCUCAUGCUUACAGGAAAUAAAGCGCCCAUACCAUAUGUUUGGUAUCAUAGCAGAUGAUUGCAUUAUAUAUAAGUAAAAUCGCAGUAGCAGUGUUGUGUUUUGACCUUCCUCCUCCUCCAACAAGCAUUUUACGCAGCGGUCUUUCCCAGCCUGCUUCUGUGGAAUUGCUUUUCGAUGUUUUCAUCGUUUCCUUGUUUUUGUGCGCUUGGUGCCAUGGGCCUCUUUGGGAGGAAGGAUGUGGCAUAAAAGUAAUAACAAAGUGUUUUUUUAAAACAACAGGGGAAAAUAGGCAUAUGUGAAUACGUUAUACAAUUUUUAAAUGUAACGUAUUGCGUUGGGAUACAGAAUUUCACAAACAGCAGUGAAGUGGAUUAUAGAAUCAUAGAAUUGUGGAACUGGAAGGCACCCAGAGGGUAAUCUUGUCCAACCCCCUGCAAUGCAGGAAUGAUGCUCACAGCUGUCCCUGGGUGGGCUCAAACCACCAACCUAAUAAUAAUAAUAAUAAUAAUAAUUUACUUAUACUCCGCCCAACUGGCUGGGUUUCCCCAGCCCCUCUGGGCAGCUUCCAACAGAAUAUUAAAAUACAAUAAAUCAUCAAACAUUAAAAGCUUCCCUAAUCAGGGCUGCCUUCAGAUGUCUUCUAAAAGUCAGACAGCUGUUUAUUUCCUUGACAUCUGAUGGGAUGGUGUUCCACAGGGUGGACACCACCACUGACAAGGCCCUCUGCCUGGCUGUAACCUCACUUCUCGCAGUGAGGGAACUGCCAGAAGGCCCUCAGAGCUGGACCUCAGUGUCCAGGCAGAACGAUGGGGGUGGAGAUGCUCCUUCAGGUAUACUGGACCGAUGCCGUUUAGGGCUUUCAAGGUCAGCCCCAAGACUUAGAAUUGUACUCGGAAACAUACUGGGAGCCAGUGUAGGUCUUUCAAGGCCAGUGUUUGUGGUCUCGGCGGCCGCUCCCAGUCACCAGUCUGGCUGCCGCAUUCUGGAUUAAUGGCUGUUUCCGAAUCACCUUCAAAGGUAGCCCCACAGAGAGCGCAUGGCAGUAGUCCAAGCGGGAGAUAACCAGAGCAUGCACCACUCUGGCAAGACAGUCCGCGGGCAGGGAGGGUCUCAUCCUGCCUACCAGAUGGAGCUGAUAAACAGCUGCCCUGGACACAGAACUGACCUGCACCUCCAUGGACAGCUGUGAGUCCAGAAUGACUCCCAGGCUGCGCACCUGGUCCUUCAGGGGCACAGUUACCCCAUUCAGGACCAGGGAGUCCUCGGUCAACAGCCAGACACUCUGUCCCAUUGUACCACCUGAGAUAGGAUGCUGUGGAAGGUCUGUAGCCAAGUGGCAGAGCAGCUGCUUUGCAAGCAGAAGGUCCUGGGUUCCAAUUCUCCAACGGCAAACCCAGGUAGAGCUGGGGAAGAGGCCCCCUGCCUGAAACCCCAGUGAUCCCCAUCGCUGUGGUAAUACUGAGCUACCCAGCAGUCUGACUCGGGAGAAGGCAGCCUCCUGCGUCGGAGCUGUAGAACAUGGAAAAGAUCUUGGAAAUAAAUCCUUUGUUUGCUGCUCAAAUGCCUGAUGUAUUUCAGUUCUGCAACAGCAACAAGAACUGCCACUGCAGUUACGGAUGGGCCCCUCCCUAUUGUGCUGGCAAGGGAUUUGGAGGAAGCUUGGACAGUGGUCCCGCUCCGGAACUAUCGAGUGAGUAUCUUCUUCCUGUGGUCAUCCCCAGGGACUGGCUGCAGCUCUUACGGCAGAGAAGUUCGCACCUGUGCUGUUUGCCUGAACAGUCCAAAUAAAUCUCUGGACCGCUGACACAUCUCGCAUCAGAUCCAUCCUAGAUUCCUAAAGGAGUGGUUCCCAAACUUUCUCCAGAAGUUCUCCCUUUCUGCAAACAUUGCUGGAUCCAUUGGUAUCUCUUUAGCAAGCUGCAGUUCUCAGAAUCAAAGGAAACAGAUUCCUCUGAUAUAUAUUUUUUGUCUAAAAUGCCGAUUUGCCUGUGCACUGGAACAACACCCCCUUUUUUGCAUUCAAUUAUAUAAAUUACAUUACAGUUGGUGUCCUGCUGGAUGCAACAUGUUCCAUCCAUAUUGGGGCUUUUGAAAUUCGUUGUCUCCAUGAGACGCUCGCAGGUGAUACAGUGGGCUCCUCUGCACUUUCGCUUGCCCCCAAGACCCCCCCCAGCUUAUUUUAUUUGUUAGGCACAAGUGAAUUCAGCUUACCGCUGAAUCAGAGCAAACGUCAAUUGGGUUUUCUCCGGAAUGGCAUUUGCUGCAACUUAAGUGCUAAAGAGGGCACAGGUGGCGCUGUGGUCCAAACCACUUAGCCUAGGACUUGCCGAUCAGAAGGUCGGCGGUUCGAAUCCCCAUGACAGGAUGAGCCGCCGUUGCUCGGUCCCUGCUCCUGCCAACCUAGCAGUUCCAAAGCACGUCAAAGUGCAAGUAGAUAAAUAGGGACCGCUCUGGCGGGAAGGUAAACGGCGUUUCCUUGCGCUGCUCUGGUUCGCCAGAAGCGGCUUUGUCAUGCUGGCCACAUAACCCAGAAAAACUGUCUGCGGACAAAAGUCGGCUCCCUCGGCCAGUAAAGCGAGAUGAGCGCCACAACCCCAGAGUCGUCCACAACUGGACCUAACUGUCAGGGGUCCCUUUACCUUUACAAGUGCUAAAGAGUGGGUUUUCCUGGAAGAAAGUGGAAGGGAAGAGGGAUGAGCCCAGAGUUUGGAAGUACAAGAAUGAGAUCCAGGAUUGCUGAUGGCUUAAGUGUGUGUGUGUGUGUGUGUGUGUGUGUGUGUGUGUGUCCUUUAGCACUGAAGUGCAGAAAACUAAUUCCCUCUCUUCCUCUUCCUCUCAGACACUAGGAGGGUUGUAAUGCUGAGCUCCAUGGUUGGGAUUGGUGUGCUUUUGCUGGCGACUGUUAUAAUGUUCAGGAACUCUAUACAGACCUGGUAAGAAAAGUCUCCUCCAUUCUUCCUCCAUGGGAUAAAAACAUGUCUGCGCCGCCAGUGUUAGAAACUCAGAUAUAUAAGAUAGUCGCCAAAUGGCGCCUUAAACCUGGGUAAUGGUUGCCACAACAAACGUCUAGGUGCCUUUUUUCCAGUGGGUUUUUGUUGUUAUUAUUGGUAUUAUUUUCAUUUCUGUACUGCCUUAUAUUUCAAAGAAGAAGAAAAAAGCAUAAAGCAUCCAAUAAAACAAUCCAGAAAAAAAGCAAAUUCCAUCUUCAAGGAAAAUAUUUCAGAUCCUUCUCUAAGUGACACUUUGCUUUUCCCACAUUUACUUGCCUACUUAAUUUAUAGUGCUGCCCCACAGCAGAAGUCCUCUAGGAAGCCAGUGUGGAGUAGUGGUUAGAGUGUGGGGCUAGGAUGUGGGAGAUCAGGGUUCGAAUCCCCACUCCAUCAUGAAGCUCACUGGAGACCUUGGAGUCAGUCACCAGUCUCUUAAAGAGCUCACAAGGUUGUUGCAGGGAUUAACUGAUUAACAGUCAGAAUGGCCAUUCAACUCUUCUUGUUUCGCCACAACAGGUUUGGAAGACUAAUCAGUGAUAGAAUAUCUCCGAAACCUAUCGAUUCUGCUUCGGAAAGUACUGUAAGUUCCUAGAAGGUUCGAGAGCAGAAGGUCUUCUCGCUGGGCUUUCCAUUUUCUUUUCUUUUCUUUUUUAAAAAAAAAAUAUAAUGGAAGAGCAUCUAAGCACUAGAGCAUGGGUAGGCAAACUAAGACCCGGGAGCCGGAUCUGGCCCAAUUGCCUUUUAAAUGCGGCCCGCAGAGGGUCCAGGAAUCAGUGUGUUUUUACAUGAAUAGAAUGUGUCCUUUUAUUGAAAAUGCAUCUCUGGGUUAUUUGUGGGGCAUAGGAAUUGGUUCAUUCCCCCCAAAAAAAAGUAUAGUCUGGCCCCCCACAAGGUCUGAGGGACAGUGGACCAGCCCCCUGCUGAAAAGGUUUGCUGACCCCUGCACUAUUACUAUUACUAUUAUUUAUUUGUACCCCGCCCAUCUGGCUGGGUUUCCCCAGCCAUUCUGGGAGGCUUCCAACAAAGAUUAAGAAUACAUUAAAAUGUCACACAUUAAAACCUUCCCUAAACAGGGCUGCCUUCAGAGGUCUUCUAAAUGUCAGGUAGUUGUUUAUUUCUUGGACAUCUGGUGGAAGGGCGUUUCACAGGGAGGGAGCCACUACCAAGAAGGCCCUCUCCCUGUAGCUUUGCUCCUCGCAGGGAGGGAACCGCCAGAAGGCCCUCGGAGCUGGACCUCACUAGAGCAAUACUCUCCUCUCCUGUGGUUUCCAGCAAGUGGUGUUCAGAAGCAUAGCUGCCUCCGACUGUGCAGGCAGUGUAGAGCCUCUGUGACUAGGAGCCAUUGGUAGCCCUCACCUCCUCCAUGAAUUUGCCUAAUCCUCUUUUAAAACCACACCAUGACUGCAUGCUGGUUACUGCCAUAGCUGUUAAAUGGGGGUCACAAAUGCCGCCCGGAAAGUGACUAGAUAGGAUGGCACCCUGUCACUUGCCCGGGCAAAUACCUACCCCCUUCCCCCUCCUUGUCAUACAGGGCCCACAUAAGGCAAAAAAUAUCCCCCAAAUGGGUUUAGCCGUCUUUUUUGCUGUAGGGUGUCCAUGUGAACAAUGGGACAUGGUCACAUCCUGUUGCUUCCCAGGGGGCAUUCCCAGCCCCAUUUUCUCUGGGUGCAGCCAGAGCAAGUGACAAUUGCGUUUUUCCAGGUCUCCUGGUAUGUAAAAUGUUAAAAUCUUAAUCUUAUGAUUAUUAUUAAGCUGCACAUUAAAUGCAGAAAUGGGGUGCAGUGAAUUAAGCUAUGGGGAUACGUGGAAAGGGGAUGGAGCGAAGGGCUUGGCCACACUUCCCUUUGCUUUUUCCAGGCACAGUUCACGAUUCAAAGCUCUGUGGCCAGGCACCCUUUCUCCCUAUAAAAACCAGUGCUUUAAAGCUGAAUCGGAGCAAACCUCCAUCUGCGGAAAACCCGAAUUGCUCCGAUUCAGCUUUAAAGAGUGAUGUUCCACGAGGGAAGCACAGGGCCAAAAUGAAAAACGUAUGUGUGAAUAAGCCCUUCCAGUGUUUCUCAAACUUGGAGCCCCAGCUGUUGCAGGACUACAACUCCCAUCAUCCCUGACCACUCGUCCUGCUGACUAGGGGCGAUGGGAGUAGUAGUCCAACAGCAGCCGGGGACCCGAGUUUGAGAGACAUAGCACCCGUCCAUCAUUACCCUGGAGGUCAGGUUCCCUGCCCCCCCCUUCCCAGAUGACUACAUUCAGGCGCAUCUGAGCAAACAAAGGCUUAAGAACAUAAGAAGCGCCUGCUGGAUCAGGGCCAAGGGCCCAACUGGUCCAGCUUCCUGUUCUCACGGCUUGCAUCACUUUGCAGGGUCGAAUCACUGCAGGUCUGGCAUGUGGUUUUCAGUCCCUUCUACAGGUCUGCUGGGGGGGGGCGGGGCGGUCUGUACCCCAUAAAUCUAGUUAAAACUACAUCGGAGCUGAAGGAUUACCUAGCCUAUACUAGGGGCGAAAUGGGGAGUUGUGGGGUGUGACAUCACACACGGGGUGUGGGGGGAACGCGGUUUGAUUUUCAUGCCCGCUUUCCUCAUUCCAGGAGCAGCUCAGUGAUGAAGAGGAACAGAGCGACUGACACACCAUCCCUCUGUAAUCUUGCAGAGGACGCUGCCCAGGUCAGUUCCCAGGAAGGAACCAAGGCGGGAAGGGGGGGAGGGGGCCACGGGGACUUCUGCGUAUCCCGCAAAUCGUGGCUUGCAUCGAAAGGUCAGGCAAAUUUCAGGGCCUCGUAAGGGAAAGGGAAAGGACCCCUGGAUGGUUAAGUCCAGUCAAAGGCGACUACAGUGGUACCUCGGGUUAAAAACUUAAUUCGUUCUGGAGGUCCAUUCUUAACUUGAAACUGUUCUUAACCUCAGGUACCACUUUAGCUAAUGGGGCCUCUCACGGCCGCCACCGUGCAAUUUCUGUUCUUAUCCUGAAGCAAAGUUCUUAACCCGAGGUACUACUUCCGUCUGUAACCUGAAGCGUAUAUCACCUGAAGCGUCUGUAAGCCGAAGUACCAUUGUAUGGGGUUGCGGCACUCAUCUCGCUUUCAGGCCAAGGGAGCCGGGUCAUGUGGCCAGCAUGACUAAGCUGCUUCUGGCACAAUGGGAAACUGUGACAGAAACCAUGCAUGGAAUCAAUGUUUACCUUCCCGCUGGAGUGGUACCUAUUUAUCUACUCGCACUGGCGUGCUUUCGAACUACUAGGUUGGCAGGAGCAGGGGCAGAGCAAAGGGAGCUCACCCCGUCGCGGGGAUUUGAACCGCCGACCUUCCGAUCAGCAAGCCCAAGAGGCUCAAUGGUUUAGACCACAGCACCACCCAGGGCCUCGUAUACAUCUCUCCCCAUCCCUGUCCAUAACCCCUUCACUUGCCAGUCCCUUGCAGGCCCCAUGAGAAAGGUUAAAAGGUUCUCUGUCCUGCAAAUUAUCCAGGGUGCUUCUCUUCAAGGAGAGACACGCUGCGGUAGUUUUGCAAGCUCCUCCUGAGUUCUCCAGAACUCUCGAUUGGGCAAGAUGUUGCACAAAGCCAGGGGUGCAGGGGGGGUGUCUGUGCGUGUAAAAAAACCUGGAUGAUGUAGCCAGGUGGGCUUGUAGACUCAGCUCCAAAGUGGAGACUGCAAGCUAAGCCCCUCUCAGGCACUGAGAUUAUCAGGUUGCACGCCUGGGAUUCUGGGAUAAAAGAACCCUCCACCUUCAAGUGUCUGGCUUGUAACCCAGAACUGUCUCAAACUGUAAAGGAAACUCAGAGCUUCCCAUGGCAGGCAAAGAGCAGAUUUAAAGAGAAACACGGCAGUCUUUAACUCAGCAAAACCAGGGGUUGAUUUUGUAGGCAGAACUAGGCAAAGAGAGUCAAUGUAAGCCAAACUGUAAAGUAUUAUCUAUUGUUGGAAGGGAUGCAACACUUAAAAAAACAAAUUGCAAAGUCCAUCUUUCUGUGGUUGUCAACAAAGAACCGGCCGGCAGAGAAUUUGCUGGCAUCUGUCCAUCUUGGGAGACAGUGGAGAAGUGCUCCUUUGGGGGUGAAGGCAAACUGUUGGACACCUGCAGCACCUGCUGUGGCUGUAGAGAGAGAUGUUUUGUUGCAGCUGGGGCAGAGGAAGGAGUCCGGUUGUGCUGUUGCAGAUGCACCCGGGCGUUUCUCCUCUCGGCUCUCCUCCCAGAGGUCAUUCCUCCUCUGGUCACUGCUAGAGAUGCACAACCUGACUGGCUGUCUCCAGGCACUGCGGUCGUUCGCAAGGGAUUCCCACACGGCGGGGACAGUGUUGCCACCCUUCGUGUAACGUCUGCAGACAUCUUUGCAAACAAAGAUGCGCUCCCAAAAGCCCACAUUCCCAGCACUUCUGUUUCUGUGACUGCUACACUGGCUUGCUCACGUCCACAAAAUGGAAGACAGCAGGAUACCCAAGGAUGUGCUAUGCACCUGGCUUCGGGUACCAGGCCCAUGGGCAGGCUAAGUAUGUCUGCAAAUGAGACAUGAAUAUUGCCAACAAGGGUUAGGUAAAGGUAAAGGGACCCCUGACCAUUAGGUCCAGUCGUGGCCACCUCUGGGGAUGCGGCGCUCAUCUCGCUUUAUUGGCCGAGGGAGCCGGCGUACAACUUCAGGGUCAUGUGGCCAGCAUGACUAAGCUGCUUCUGGCGAACCAGAGCAGCGCACGGAAAUGCUGUUUACCUACCCGCCGGAGUGGUACCUAUUUAUCUACUUGCACUUUGACGUGCUUUCGAACUGCUAGGUUGGCAGGAGCAGGGACCGAGCAACUGGAGCUCACCCCAUGGCGGGGAUUCGAACCGCCGACCUUCUGAUCGGCAAGCCCUAGGCUCUGUGGUUUAACCCACUGCGCCACCCGCGUCCCCAACAAGAGUUAGAUAUGCCUUGUUGUUGUUGUUGUUGUUGUUGUUGUAAAGAACUCGGAACUCCCCUAUGACAGAAAGCCACCUAGUCCAGGAUAACCCCUCCUUUCUCAUCUUUUAGGGGUCAAUGGAGAGCCAACAAUCAACCGAGGGCAUGUUGCUCUGCUGCGGACUUGAGUCUGGCUAACUCGUGCAGCAGAAGACAUUUCUCAUACCUGAAGAUGGCGGGGGAGCUUGUGGUGGAGAAAGCAGGGCACUCCCUCUGCCUGCUGCUUCCCGACUGCUUACCCAGCAUCCUCUUCCGCUACUGAAUCUCUUGUUUCUUUGCCCAAUCUCAUCAUUUGCCUUUGAACAAAGUGUUCCGUCUUCCAAUGCUGUAUAUAUUUGUCACUGGUCUGCUCCAGGCACAAAUCGACACUUCAGUUCUGAGAAAUAAAUCACACAUCAACCUCA
Messenger RNA from Podarcis lilfordi (Lilford's wall lizard), 37736 nucleotides. The record is from the annotation of a GenBank genome assembly. Lineage: Eukaryota; Metazoa; Chordata; Lepidosauria; Squamata; Lacertidae.